GGGCAGCUGAGUCGGAGGCCUGGAGUCGAGGGCUUAACUGAGUUGCACGUCCGGUGUCCGAGCUUGUCCACACCGCUUUCGGGCUCGGUGCCCCGCGACCUGCGCACGUUCCCCGUGGACGCUGCACACACGCGUGUCCGUGCGUGGCCUCGUGCGCACCGCGGCCGGGCGCGGGCUCCGGGCUGGUGGCCCUGGCGUCGGUGUCCGAGGACCCGCGUCCGCCCGCUGCCGGCGGUCGGGCUGCCCGGCUUGGCCCGCUCACUUCCCACGCGUGUGUCUGGUCGCGGCCGCGGGAGGCCCCCGCAGCAGACCCCCGGGCGAGGAGGGCGUAGGGGCCGAGGGGUCGGGGUCACGGCAUCGUCCCCGCGCCCGCCGCUCUUCACUAGCCUGCGGGAGGAUUGAGGUGCGGCGUCUCUGACGUCGCUGUUUCUCGAAAAGGCUCGUCGGCCGAGAGAGCGACCGGGAGGUUAUUCUCAGGCGGGGCAGGGAGACCUGCGGACGCUCGUCCCCCAAGACGAUGCUGCCGACCAGUGAUGGGCAAACACUGGCUGCGCUGUGGGGUCGGGAAGGAGCGGGCGCCUCUCGGACUCCCGGUGUCUCUCCGAAGUGCCCCACAGACCAGUGCGGGGAGGCCUGGCCUGCUCAGUCUCGGGGAGCCGCAGGCCACUGCGAGCUGGCGGGGGACGGGCGCCCUCUCUCCCUGCGGCCUCCCUGCGGGCUCUCAGUCGAUCAUCCUCCCCGUGCACAACGCCGAGCCCUGGCUGGACGAGUGCUUGCGGUCCGUCCUGCAGCAGGACUUCCAAGGCUCCAUGGAGCUCUCGGUCUUCAACGACGCCAGUCAGGAUCAGUCUGCGGCCAUCAUUGAGAGAUGGAAGGGGCGGCUGGAAGACGCGGGGAUCCCCGUGGUCAUCGGAGGGCACGACUCUCCUGCACCCCGAGGAGUUGGAUAUUCUAAAAAUCAAGCCAUAGCACAGAGCUCAGGAUCUUACCUUUGCUUUUUGGAUUCGGACGACGUGAUGAUGCCUCAGAGGGUGAGGCUCCAGCUGGAGGCUGCUGCCCAGCACCCAACAAGCAUUAUCGGUUGCCGAGUAAGGAGAGAGCCCCCCAACUCCACUGAGCGAUACACACGGUGGAUCAACCAGCUAACGCCGGACCAGCUUCUUACUCAGGUUUUUACCUCCAAUGGCCCGACUGUGAUUAUGCCCACCUGGUUCUGCUCUCGAGCAUGGUUUUCCCACGUGGGCCCAUUUGAUGAAGGCGGGCAAGGUGUGCCCGAGGACCUGCUGUUCUUCUACGACCACCUCAGGAAGGGCGGCGGGGUCGUCCGCGUGGACCAGAGCCUCCUCCUCUACCGCUACCUCCCAGACGCCGCCACCCACUCUGUCCUCGAGACCACCAUCUGGACCCACCGUGUCCGCUUCCUGGAAGAACGGGUCCUGCCGCGCUGGGCGGCGUUCACCGUCUGGAACGCGGGCAGGCAGGGCCGCCGGCUCUACCGCAGCCUGACGGCUGAGGCACGACGCAAGGUGGUUGCCUUCUGUGACGUGGACGAGAACAAGAUCAGGAAAGGCUUCUACUGCCACGAGGACUCUCAGGAAAGGCCUAAGCCUCGUGUUCCAAUCCUGCAUUUCCGAGCUGCCCGGCCCCCCUUCGUCAUCUGUGUGAAGCUGGACCUCACCGGGGGUGCGUUUGAGGACAACCUGAGGUCGCUGCACCUGCGGGAAGGCCAGGACUUCCUGCACUUCAGCUGACGGGCCCUGGCAGCCACUCCAGGGGGUGUGAUCAGGUGCAGCCCAGGGAAGGUAAACGAUCCCCCAAGUCAGCGACUGAGCCCGGCGGGAAAACUACUCCCCACGACGGAAGCAGCACCCGCGCCUGCCACGACCCACCGGGUCUCUCGGCCCCAUCGCCACACACGCCCACGAGGGCAGCUCCUUCCCUGGCCCAGACACAGUCCACCCUCGGUUCGUGGCCCCAACCACGGCACAGCCCUCGCCUCGGACACUAAUUCUCUCACCACCCACGACACCGACACCGCAUCUGAGCCUCGACCCGGGAGACAGCAGACAGGGCGCGGCCAUGCGGGCCCUGAGGUGGUGAACUUCCGUGCACGGCAGCCUCACUAGCCUUCAGGUUAGGUCCACUCUGGGCAGCUGGAAAGAGGCUCUUUUUUGGGAAAUAAGCGAAUCCGCUGUGGAACCUCCCGGGUGUCCCCAGGGCAGCCGGCACCCGGCAAGAACAGCCGCCCGGCGGGGGUCCACCACGGCCGGUGCCGGUGCAGCCACUCCCCACCUCGCCGUCGGGUCCCCACCACGAGCCGCUCCUGUGGGGUCUCAGGCAAGAUUCUUUGGUUGCACAAAACCGUGAGGGGUCGGGACCCCGUGCGACGCCCACAUGCGCCGGGCACGGCAACGGGCAGGAGGCGCGGGGGGCAGAGGAGGG
Messenger RNA from Enhydra lutris kenyoni (northern sea otter), 2442 nucleotides. Its product is annotated as UDP-GlcNAc:betaGal beta-1,3-N-acetylglucosaminyltransferase like 1. NCBI's taxonomy places the organism in Eukaryota, Metazoa, Chordata, Mammalia, Carnivora, Mustelidae. The record is from RefSeq and is a predicted model, not a curated record. Bases 534 to 1751 code for a protein of 405 amino acids. The transcript has 13 exons.